Molecule: messenger RNA, 5245 nt
Organism: Podarcis muralis (Common wall lizard)
Lineage: Eukaryota; Metazoa; Chordata; Lepidosauria; Squamata; Lacertidae
Gene: GRM3
Product: glutamate metabotropic receptor 3
Biological process (GO): G protein-coupled receptor signaling pathway
Cellular component (GO): membrane
Molecular function (GO): G protein-coupled receptor activity
Source: RefSeq, a predicted model, not a curated record
AGCAGGGACCGGAGGGGCUGGGGCUCUUGCCCGGGCUGCAAGUGGAGUUCAACAGCCGAGGGGGACGAGGCGCGCAUCAAAGUCUGCCUCUCCAGGGCUGUCACUCCAGAGCAGAAGCAACACGGGGCUGCAGCGGGAGCGAAGGCAGAUUUAGACCUCUCAAGGGCUACCUGCCGAUUUCAGCUGCCGGCCAUGCGAAGUUAGCCCCAUGUCCAUCCUGCUAGCCCAAUACUAGGCAAGCGAGCAAGGGGGGGGGGGGUCGCCCGGAGCUCUGGAUUUGGGGGGGGGGCAGAGAGUGUGUGAGAGAGAGAGGCGAUAGGUUUGGAAGGGAGCAGCAGUCCCCAGAUGCGGGGCUGCAGCAAAGCGCAUCACUUGGGGACAGUGAAACUUCUCCGAUUUGGGGCUGUGUGGGGAAGGGUGGCGGGUGGAGGAGGAGGAGGGCUUGGGAAAGGGGGCCGAUCUCCGCUGCGCGCUGCCUCUUCCCGACGCCCCCUGGCCCCCACCCGUCUCCGCUCACGCCAGCCUUGAUGCCCAGAGGGGCGGGGGGUCAGGGGGAGGAGGAGGAGGAAGAGGAGGAGGACCACCUUCCCCAAGGAAGAGGGUGCGGGCAUUUCCCCCGGGUGCCUCCACAUCUCUUUCGGAUCUCUUUCGCCCGCCCGUCCGCCCGCGCUAUGGUGAUGAUGUGGAGGACCAGAAGUGCAGCCGCCGCCAGCCAGCGUCGCCCGCCAGCGCCAGAGACUUGAUGGAAGAUCUGGCCGGCUUGCGCCUCCCUCGCCCAUGGGAUGGCAUUUCAUAUUGCCACACGAUGCGCUGGAAGGAAUGAAGGUCACUAGCACUCCUGCAGAUGCUUCUUAGAGCUGUCAAAACAGGACCAACAAAGAUGUUUGCAAAGCUCCAUGUGCUUGCGCUGGCUUUAUUUUCCAAAGGAGGCUUCCUUUCUCUAGGUGACCACAACUUUAUGAGGAAAGAAAUUAAGAUUGAAGGAGACCUGGUUUUGGGUGGUCUGUUCCCUAUUAAGGAAAAGGGCAGUGGAGCAGAAGAAUGUGGGAGAAUCAAUGAAGACCGAGGUAUCCAGCGUUUGGAGGCAAUGUUGUUUGCAAUUGAUGAGAUCAACAGAGACAGCUCCUUGCUCCCAGGAAUUAAGCUUGGAGUUCACAUUUUGGACACUUGCUCCCGGGACACGUAUGCAUUAGAACAGUCCCUGGAGUUUGUCAGGGCUUCUUUGACUAAAGUGGAUGAAGCCGAAUAUAUGUGUCCUGAUGGGUCGUAUGCGAUUCAAGAAAACAUCCCACUACUCAUUGCAGGAGUCAUUGGAGGUUCUUACAGCAGCGUCUCCAUACAGGUUGCAAACUUGCUCCGGCUUUUCCAGAUUCCUCAGAUCAGCUACGCCUCGACCAGUGCCAAGCUGAGUGACAAGUCUCGCUAUGACUACUUUGCACGGACGGUGCCGCCUGACUUCUACCAAGCCAAAGCAAUGGCUGAGAUCCUACGGUUCUUUAACUGGACUUACGUGUCAACGGUCGCUUCUGAAGGAGACUAUGGUGAAACAGGCAUUGAAGCAUUUGAGCAAGAGGCACGCCUCCGAAAUAUAUGCAUUGCCACUUCCGAGAAGGUUGGUCGCUCCAAUAUUCGGAAGUCCUAUGACAGCGUUAUCAGAGAGCUGCUCCAGAAACCCAAUGCCAAGGUGGUCGUCCUCUUCAUGCGCAGUGAUGACUCCCGGGAGCUGAUUGCUGCAGCCAACCGAUUCAACGUUUCCUUCACAUGGGUUGCCAGUGAUGGGUGGGGGGCACAGGAAAGCGUUGUGAAGGGCAAUGAGCAUGUUGCCUAUGGCGCAAUAACUCUCGAGCUUGCUUCUCAUCCCGUUAAAGAAUUCGAUCGAUACUUCCAAAGCCUCACCCCUUACACUAACCAUCGCAACCCCUGGUUCAAGGACUUUUGGGAGCAGAAAUUUCAGUGUAGCCUUCAGAACAGGAAACCCCACAGAAAAACGUGUGACAAACAUUUAUCUAUCAACAGUUCCAACUACGAACAAGAGUCUAAGAUCAUGUUUGUGGUGAACGCGGUAUAUGCAAUGGCGCAUGCCCUGCACAAAAUGCAACGGACCAUGUGUCCAAACACAACCAAACUCUGUGAUGCCAUGAAGCAUUUGGAUGGCAAGAAGCUCUACAAAGACUACCUACUGAAAGUCAACUUUACAGCUCCAUUCAGUUCUUCCAAAUCUGCAGACAACACUGUUAAAUUUGAUAUUUACGGUGAUGGGAUAGGCCGAUACAAUGUCUUCAAUUUCCAGCACAAUGGUGGUAAAUAUGCCUACUUAAAGAUCGGCCAGUGGGCAGAAACUUUGACCCUCGAUGUAGACUCCAUCCAAUGGUCCACAGAUGUUGUUCCAACUGCCCAGUGCAGUGACCCCUGCCAACCUAAUGAGAUGAAGAACAUGCAGCCAGGAGAUGUCUGCUGUUGGAUUUGUAUUCCCUGUGAACCUUUCGAGUACCUUGCUGACGAAUUCACCUGCUCAGAUUGUGGACUUGGGCAAUGGCCCUCUACGGAUCUCACCAGCUGUUAUGACUUACCGGAAGAUUACAUCAAGUGGGAAGAUGCCUGGGCCAUAGGUCCUGUGACUAUCGCAUGCCUGGGCUUUGUUUGUACUUUCCUAGUUGUGGGGGUCUUCAUAAAGCACAACAACACUCCUUUGGUCAAAGCUUCAAGCCGUGAGCUUUGCUACAUCCUCCUCUUUGGAGUCUUCCUCUCCUACAGCAUGACCUUCUUCUUUAUUGCCAAGCCCUCGCCAGCCAUUUGCACCUUGCGCCGUCUGGGCCUGGGCACAUCGUUUGCCACGUGCUAUGCUGCCCUCCUGACGAAAACGAACUGCAUUGCCAGAAUAUUCAAUGGGGUGAAGAACGGGGCUCAGAGGCCUAAAUUCAUCAGCCCACGUUCUCAGGUCCUCAUUUGCCUGAGCCUUAUCAUGGUGCAGAUUGUGGUGGUGUCUGUGUGGCUGAUUUUGGAGGCCCCGGGCACUCGUCGAUACACCAUCCCUGAGAAAAGGCAGACUGUCAUAUUGAAGUGCAAUGUCAAGGAUUCUAGUAUGUUGAUCUCCUUAAUGUAUGAUGUGAUCCUUGUAGUCUUAUGCACUGUGUAUGCCUUCAAAACAAGGAAGUGCCCAGAAAACUUCAAUGAAGCCAAAUUUAUUGGCUUUACAAUGUAUACGACAUGCAUUAUUUGGCUGGCCUUUCUGCCAAUCUUUUAUGUGACAUCAAGUGACUACAGGGUUCAGACGACAACCAUGUGCAUCUCCGUAAGUCUCAGCGGCUUUGUUGUCUUGGGGUGUCUGUUUGCCCCCAAAGUGCAUAUUGUCCUCUUCCAGCCACAGAAGAAUGUGGUCACGCACAGGCUGCAUCUCAACAGGUUCAGCGUCAGCGGAACAGGAACCACUUAUUCCCAAGCCUCUGCCAAUGUGUAUGUGCCAACCGUCUGCAAUGGAAGAGAAGUUGUGGAUUCCACCACCUCAUCUCUGUGAUCAUACAGCUGGCGCUGCCAUUCCUAGACAGCUGGGAAGAAUUGCACAUUUCUUGUGGACUCUGGAAAAAGAACAUUUUUUAAAAAAAAAGACUAGCUUUUUUUUCUAGAAACAGUGUAAUAAAUUAUUUUUGAGGACUGUACAGUAUAUAGUGAUGUUCUUUUUAGAACAAAUUUAGAGCCUUCUGUGAUUAACUGUUCUAAGGGAUGUUGCUGUGCCACCAUGUUGACUCCGCAGUGAGCGGAAGGUCGGCUGCCAUGUUUGGUGGCUUUCUUUCUAAUGAGACUUUUUGUAAUUCCUUGUUGUAAUUUACUUAGACCGCAUUUCUAUGUUGUAUAUUAUGGUUACAUUCUGUGCAGCAAAUGGUUUUCACAGCUGUAUUAAUUAAUGUAAAGUUGUCAAUAAUAAAACCUGAAAAGCUUUUCAGCAUAAUUGCCCUUUUCCCCGCUAAGAGGUUACUAAAUUUCUUCCCCAGCAGGUGUAAUGAUAAAUCUGCCUUAACAGAGCAGUUAUUUUAUACUGGUUUUAUUUAUUAUUUUAUUUCAGAAUUUAUAAAUUGCUCUACAUUCAGAGGAUAACAGUUUUACUAACCUGGGUGAUCCUAACCAGCUUACAAAGCUCUUUGUGGAUUCUUCGGGUCUGGUCUACAUAUUAUCAAGGCUGGCCUUUAUUGUAAGGGUGAGGUAUCCCAUUUCAGGUGACAGUUUUGAGGGUUGCAAAUGUCAAUCAUUUAUUUUUAACCACUAGGACAGGUGCUGAGAUUAAAGGACCCCUUCAUUUGGCUCUUUCAAUCUUUUGGCACCAAAAUAUCUUGAGCCAUCAUAUCUGCAGGUUAUGGUCACCAGGGGGAAGCCUCUGUGGAGCAGACUUCAUAGGGUGGCAACUGUCAGCCUGGUGCAGCCAGAGUUCCUUGCCGGUGCAGGUAGUAGUCCACAUGCUUGCACCAUGACACUGAAUACUCACCCAAAAAUGGGGGCAUAUAAUUCACAAAGCUUAGAAGAAUUACCCCCAGAGGUAAAUGGCAACUGCUUUAAAUCUGAGCACAUAAAAGAGGCAGUCAACAGUGAUGGGCUAGUCCUGUUAUUAUGGUAAGGCAACGCUACCUUGCUGGUUAACUUGACAAAUUGAAAUUUUGUGCACCUGAAGGUUUCCACUGAAACAUGUUGAGCAAUUUCCUAUUUUAUUGCUGUUUCCCUAUAUUUGCUAGUACCAUAUUGAGGCUUCCUUGGCAGAGUAAAGGAGUAAAAUAUUGGGGUUCUGCCCAAGAUUAAUCACACUCAAGUAGAUCCACUGAUUUCAAUGGAUUAACUGCAUGUAUAACUUAGUUGGAUUUCACCCAUAAUUAAAUAUUGUAACAUCCUGUCUGUUACUUGAGAUCUACCAGGGAAGCCCUUUUCAUUGUGCGAUUACCAAGCAAGGCUCAGCCUUUUAGAACUCAUAAUAGGGCCUUCUUGGUGAUGGCAUCCCGGAUGUGAAACAUUCUUAUCCUGGAGGUUGGAUCAGCAUCAACACUGUUCAGUUUUGGGUGGCAAGUGAAAACAUUUCAAUUUCCAUCAGACCUUUUGAGUAAACAGAUUUGGCCCAUGUGAAAUGGUGUAUGCUGAGUUUUAUACAGUGAUUCAUUUGCUCUGUAAUUUUGUAUCUGAUUUUAACUUCAUGUAUGUUGUAUGUUGUGGCCCAUCCUGAGAUUGUUUAACAAUGAAGGGUGGGGUAUAAAUUUUUAAAAACAAA